This is a messenger RNA of Glossina fuscipes, 3119 nucleotides long. RefSeq lists its product as uncharacterized. NCBI's taxonomy places the organism in Eukaryota, Metazoa, Arthropoda, Insecta, Diptera, Glossinidae. Gene Ontology annotation, molecular function: DNA binding. The coding region runs from base 583 to 2094 and encodes 503 amino acids. The transcript has 3 exons. The record is from RefSeq and is a predicted model, not a curated record.
AAAAGGCACAAAAGAAGCACAAAAACAUUUUCAACUUUAUUAACAUAAACAGCUGUUAUUCUUGUUUAUGUUUAUAGUUGCCGAUGCUAUUGCUUAUAUAGAUAUCUGCAAGCAUGAGCUGCUGAGCACAAAUGAUAACAAAUCAUAUUCAUGUGUAUUCAAUGUAUAGCAUAUUUUCUUUCUUCUAUUAAGCAAAGGCAAGCAAGGUAAUUGUAACUGGUUUUUCAUUUUGCAUCAUUUUAAAGUGAACAGGUUUCUCUCGCAAUUGUUGUAUGACUAUAUUGGCGUUGUUGUUAUUGCAUUCGAUUGUAGUGAUAAUAGCGACCGAUCAGAGAGCGAAGAGUGUUGCUGCCGAUAUUUACGUAGAUGUACGCAUAUGUUUAUAGUAUUUGUGCUAACGGCUUUGGCGGCGGUCUCGUCUGGCUCAAGUGGAAACUGGUUUCUCGGAAAACAAGUUAACCCGGUUUUCCGUUUCUGAAAUCAUUACUUACUUAAGUUAAACGCCAAACUAAAGUGAUCAAAUUUUUUCUGCUUGCUUCUCAAAAGCGCAAAACUUUAGUCAAUCAUUGUCGUUCAUCGAAAAUGGCUCAGCAUUCUAAACCGGAUAAAUAUAUUGAUGUUGAUGCUACCCAAUUGAAGCCUAGUCCGAAUCGUGUUCGUAAUAUUCUAACUUUGGAAGAGCGCGUAGCCGCUAUUGAAGCCUAUUAUUGUCGUCCUAUGUAUACAAAAGUUGCCCGUAUGUUUAAUUGCAGUUGGGAACAAAUUAAGAAUAUUAUAGCGAAUCGUGAAGCGAUUAUGAAAUUUUAUGAAGCCACUAGGAAGCAAAGACCACAAGAAGACGAGUCUGAUAUUAAUUUGGACAUUAAGCAGAAAAAAUUGAGAUUUCUCGGUGAAUGCAUUUACGAGUACAUACAACGAGUACAGUUUCAUGCUCGUGUAGAUAUAACCGAAGAGUUGUUGCGUACGAAGGCAUUAGAAUUUCGCGAUAUAUUGGUCUUAAAUGAUUUCUAUCCGAGUAAAACGUGGAUAAAUCAUUUCAAAGCUACAUAUAAUAUAUCGCUGUCCAAUCGACAAAUUGCUUUAACCCGAGUGCCGCCAUCGUCGCUCGACUUGAAAGAUAUUAUGACUUAUUGCACAAAAAAUAAACCAAAUAAUCCCAGUCUUAUCGAAAUUAGAGAAUUGCAACAGAAUCUUGGUAAAGAGCAAAUGGGUACAAGCGUUGACACUACAAUUGAAGAACUGGAGGAGGAAAGGCGUUCGCGCAAAUUAAAUUUUCUGGAGAAAGCUUUAGCUGAGUAUGUGUUGCGAGCGAAAUUCCAUCACAAAAGUAUUUUACUAAAUAAUGAAUCAUUAAUUAAGGUGGCUCGCGAAUUAAAUGAUAUUUUAAAAGUGCAACAAUUUGUGCCUUCGCAUAACUGGAUUCAAGAGUUUAGAACACGGCAUAGUUUCGAUGCGAUACAAAAUCAUAAUCGUCGUCCGCCCUUAUCUUUGGAUUUAAAAGAUAUAUUAAGCUAUUGCAGUCGUAUGGAUAAUAAAGAUAAAGCGCCCAUCAUAACAUUAACGCCCAAAAAUCCCUCAAUUCAAAUAAAAUUGCAAACAGCGACGCCACAGCAGCAACUGAAAUUUCCUAAUUCAGCGGUGAAAUUUCAAAAAAACCCGAUUAUCUACCUUGAUGUGGAUGAAGAGGAAGAGGAUAUAAAGCCGGAUAUAGAAGAAAUCAAAAUACAACCCAUACCUCAGGAAACAUAUUCACCACCAAUAAAAAUACGUAAAAUUGAAUCAAUCAAUGCCGAUGCUCGCAUCAAAUUAACAGCAAAUGUGCAAACAGCGACAAAUGCCAAUUCGACAAAUUGCCAAAAAUCUAUUAGCAAUCAUAGUCCCGGCCAUUGGUCUGAAUAUAGUAACGAUGAGGAAGAAGAUGAAGAAUUACCACGUCAAGUACGUAAUACGAAAGAUGCGUUACGUUUACUCAAACCUCUUGAAGAAUACGCGAUGCUUAAAGAAAAUUAUCGGGCAAUCGGUUUAAUUGCUCAGCUGGAGGAAAUUCUAAAGAACACUCAAACGAGUCCAACUGAAAAGGAAUACGAAACAUAGAAAAAAUGAGAGCAAAAAAAGAAAAAAAGAAAAAGCCUUAAAGGAGGGCGUAAAUAACUUCCUAACUUCAAUGUAAUUUUCCGAUGUAAAUAUUAGAUAAGAGCAUCUAUUGGUAAAGUUAGUUCCUUUUAGAUUAAACCUCGUAACUGAACUCUUGCAUUUGUCUUUUCAAACAACCAGCAGAACAUGUUAUCAGCUAAGGUGCAUUUUUCUAAAGCGUAGCGAUUCGUAAAAUUUUCCAUCAUAAUUUCUCGAAUGAUUAUUAAAUGCGGGCGACUUCAGAGUUCAUCUUUGCUCACAAAAGCCUCGUCAAAGAACAACUCGUAGGCUAUGCGAUUAAUGUUAAAAGAGACGAUAUUAGUAAAAGAACCUGUGAUGUUACUUUAAGCAACUUAUCAUUUGAAAAGGAAACACAUAGUUGAAAUCGUAAAUAUGUUGUAUUAAAACUUCUUACGGCGAAAUUUUUAAUAUAUUAUAAUAGGUUGGGGCAUAAUUAUCACGCGUUUUCAAGCGAUCUUGUCAGGCAUUCUUGCAAACUAUUUAUAUGAUUAAUCCGGAGCGCAGUCAGCGUCUACUUUAAUAAUGGCUGCCCAUUUGCUUGGAAGAGAUCGAUUUCACAAAGACAAAGGGUACACGAUUCUUGGAGGCAAUCCAUCAAGCUUUAGCAUCCGCCAGUAUGCCACAUGCUUGGUCGUCGAAAUCCGAUGGGCGACCUCUUAUUGGUUUAUCUUCCAAGGGAGUGUUGCUAGCAUGGACUUUCGCUGAUUGUGCCCUCACGCGCGAAAUACGUUGAGAUGGCGAAAGGACUAUGCUGCUGUGCAUCCUUUCCCAAAGUGGUGCAGCGUAUUACGACAAAUAUGAAUAUCAUUAUCGCCACGCCUAUAUAUUAUAACCUAAAAGUAGAAGAAUGUUAUCAUUCAUACAUUUAUAAAAUAUUAUACAUUUUUAUUAAAAUAUAGCACGUGAAAGAAACGCCUGAUAAUUAUGCCUCAACCCAGUAUUUAUUGACGCGCUGUAAGUAUUCU